GACGGUAGUGGAAAACACAUUUUGGAGGAGUCUCUUCUGCAGCCUUCAACAGGAAUGAACUCCCUCUCAAGCCUUGUGCAUCUUUUACUCUGACAUCUGAUCGUCCGUUGAAGCCGGGGUCAUUUUUGGUUCAUCUCCUGUAGGACUUCUCUCUCGCAUUUUCUCACCGCUCACUUUGUUAAAUCAAACAGAGUAUAUAUAUUUUUUUAAAAGAUGACUUGGACGGCGAACAGUUGUUUUGUCACUCUGGCCAUCCUGUUUCUGUGGCGGGUGGAAGAAAUUGCAGAAGCCUGCAGCUGCUCCCCAGCGCAUCCUCAGCAGGCGUUUUGCAGCUCAGAUGUCGUUAUCAGGGCGAAGUUAGUGGGAGAGCAGGAGGUUGAGGUCGGCAACGACAUCUACGGAAACCCCAUCAAGAGGAUCAAGUAUGAGAUCAAACAAAUCAAGAUGUUCAAAGGACCCGGCCAGGAUAUCGAUGCCAUCUACACCGCUCCCACCUCUGCCGUGUGCGGAGUGACUCUGGAGACCAACGGCAAGGAGUAUCUCAUCGCAGGCAAACUGGAGGCCGACGGGACGAUGCAUGUCACGCUGUGUGACUUCAUUCUGCCCUGGGACGACACAAGUGCCACCCAGAGGAAGAGCCUGACUCAGCGCUAUGAAAUGGGCUGUGAUUGCAAGAUCACACGCUGCACCUCCAUCCCCUGCAUGAUCACCAGCCCGGCAGAGUGCCUGUGGUUGGACUGGGUGAUGGAGAAGUCAGUCAACGGACAGCAAGCCAAACACUAUGCUUGUAUCAAGAGGAGCGACGACUCAUGCGCCUGGUACAGAGGGUCAGCACCACCCAAAAGGGAUUUCCUGGACAUCGAAGACCCCUAACUCCACCACUGUCCGAUAGUCCGCGGUUGAAAUAUACUGAAAUAUAAACACCAAAAACAAGAGAAGUCAAAUUUUUAUUUUGUUUUGUUUUCCUAUUAAGAGAGCCAUAAGCCGUGCGCUCUGUGGUGAGGUUUAUUUCCAGGACUCAUCAUGUUUUUUUAAUCAACAGUCUUACGAAUUCAGCACUUUCAGACACGUGUAAGCCCUAAAAUCCAAAGCACUUCCUCAUAAACCACUUCUCCCUCAGCUGAAAUAAAGGGAUGAUCAUCACAAUUCAUCAUUAACGGUCACAGCAGUUUCUUUUUCUCACGCUGUUCAUUUGUUUUAAUUUGAAUUUCAACAGAAGGUAUUGUUUAAAGAGGACUAUCAUUCUGUAAUGUAAUGCAACAUGCCUAAUACUCAGAGUGUAACUAUUCUGUGAAUCUGUGUGUUAACUGGCCACCAGCCUUUUUUCCUGUCCCGCCUCAGAUUCUUUCUGAGGCGGGACCCGCGAAACUUAUUUCCUCUGUUUUUCUUCUAAGGUGUGGCAAAAAACGUUUUUUUUUUUUUAGUAUGCAAAAUUAGUGCUUUUGCUAAUUGUUUCCUUGAAAUAAUCCUAAAUAGACAAGAAUGCACUUUGAACUCAAUUGUCACGACAGUCAUAUUGUCUCGAAUGAAAAAAUGUCUGAAGAAGAGGAUUGAAUCCUCCAUUUUGUAUUUUGUAUUUUUUAUCUAACAGCUCCUCUCUUUGUAAUGCUUUAGUGUAAGAGCAUAUUUUAUUUAAGGAUGUUAUAAUUCAUCAUACUUAUUGAGAAAAAAAAUGCCACAUUUUGACACUUUUCUGGGAUUAAUUACACCUUUGACAUGAAAAAAGACCAAAUAUUUUUGACAGAAUUAGCAAAAUACACACAUUUUAUGUGCAUUAAAGGUCCCUUUGGAGGCCUAAUUGUUGACUGUCUGGCUGGCUCAUCCUUUAGGACAGUGAAUUAAAGAACAUAUCGUAACCAAUCGUCUAUUUACUUGCAGAGCCUUUGAAAUGACCAUGAAAGUGUUGAGCAAAUGUCAUGUGACUUUUAAUAAUUAAUAUGAGAGUGUAAAGAGAUUUUUUCAUUUUGAAGCUGUAGUCAAGUUUGAUGUCUUGUGCUGGUUUCACAUGAGACAUUUGAGAUGAUUUUUGCAUGCGUUUCUAACUGAUACAAUACUGUACAUUUGACUAUUAUAUUAAAUGCCAAACCGUG
Molecule: messenger RNA, 2090 nt
Organism: Acanthopagrus latus (yellowfin seabream)
Lineage: Eukaryota; Metazoa; Chordata; Actinopteri; Spariformes; Sparidae
Gene: timp2b
Product: TIMP metallopeptidase inhibitor 2b
Exons: 5
Coding region: 214-873 (219 amino acids)
Biological process (GO): negative regulation of endopeptidase activity; negative regulation of membrane protein ectodomain proteolysis
Cellular component (GO): extracellular matrix
Molecular function (GO): metalloendopeptidase inhibitor activity; protease binding
Source: RefSeq, a predicted model, not a curated record